AUGCCACAGGAUCUCAUUCGCAAGGAAUACACCAUACGAGAGAUCAAGCUUAACACGCGGACAAAUAAGGCCGAUCGCAUAAAGGGCCUCCGCCGGUAUGAUGAGCUGGUAAACAGGGGCGAAGGCCCUACAUCUGCAUCGACAAUGGCUUCUGGCAACAUCCGUCGUACCAAGCACUGCAUGUUCCGCUUAGCGAAUGUCAACUUUGAUCGAGCUGAUUUAGACGACCCCCAGUUUUCUGAGAAAUCUCUUUUCUGGCGCGAUGGAACCAUUGUACCGCAUAAUGCCGCAAAGUUGGAAGAACUUUGGAAGGAGCUGACGUCCUUCUUCACGGAUGUGCUUUAUUUGUGGUACUGGACCAAGGUAGAAAUUUUGGCUUUAGUUUGUUUGCUGUCAUACCUUGUAUAA
Messenger RNA from Phytophthora infestans T30-4, 408 nucleotides. RefSeq lists its product as uncharacterized. The record is from RefSeq and is a predicted model, not a curated record. Bases 1 to 408 code for a protein of 135 amino acids. The transcript has 4 exons. NCBI's taxonomy places the organism in Eukaryota, Oomycota, Peronosporomycetes, Peronosporales, Peronosporaceae.